UAUCCUAGUCCAUCUUCAGUGGCUGUAAACCAGCUCUGGGUAUACUGAAGAUCACUACAUAUGAUAAGUCUUUCACAGGACGCCACAUGGUGCUCCAGGAGCUCAGAGAUUCCAACAGCUCUAAGUUCCAAGUCUCUGAGUUUAUCCUGAUGGGAUUCCCUGGCAUUCACAGUUGGCAGCACUGGCUCUCCCUGCCCCUGGCUCUGCUCUACCUCUUAGCUCUCAGUGCCAACAUCCUUAUCCUGAUCAUCAUCAACAAAGAGGCAGCACUGCACCAGCCUAUGUACUAUUUCCUGGGCAUCUUGGCUGUGGCAGACAUAGGCCUGGCUACCACCAUCAUGCCUAAGAUUUUGGCCAUCUUAUGGUUCAAUGCUAAGACCAUCAGUCUCCUGGAGUGCUUUGCUCAGAUGUAUGCCAUACAUUGCUUUGUGGCCAUGGAAUCAAGUACCUUUGUCUGCAUGGCUAUUGAUAGAUAUGUAGCCAUCUGUCGACCGCUACGAUAUCCAUCAAUCAUCACUGAAUCUUUUGUUUUCAAAGCAACUGGGUUCAUGGCACUGAGAAACAGCCUGUGUCUCAUCUCAGUGUCUGUGUUGGCUGCCCAGAGGCAUUACUGCUCCCAGAAUCAAAUUGAGCACUGUCUUUGUUCUAACCUUGGAGUCACUAGCCUAUCUUGUGAUGAUCGAAGAAUCAAUAGCCUUAACCAGGUCCUUUUGGCUUGGACACUCAUGGGAAGUGACCUGGGUUUGAUUAUUUUAUCAUAUGCUUUAAUACUUCACUCUGUCCUGAAGCUGAACUCUCCAGAAGCUGCAUCCAAGGCCUUAAGUACCUGCACCUCCCACCUCAUCUUAAUCCUUUUCUUCUACACAGUCAUCAUUGUGAUUUCCAUUACUCAUAGUACAGGAAUGAGAGUUCCCCUUAUUCCAGUUCUACUUAAUGUGCUACACAAUGUCAUUCCCCCUGCCCUGAACCCCAUGGUAUAUGCACUCAAGAACAAGGAACUCAGGCAAGGCUUAUACAAGGUACUUAGACUGGAGUGAAGGGCACCUGAUAUGGAAAAGAUAUUCAUUUUUUGAAAAUUUUCUUCACAUGUUUUUAUAUCGUAUUCUCCAAUUGCUGCAAAUGGCAGAACAACAAAGAAAUAGCAUAACGAAUUGGUGGCAACAACUGACACUUUAGAACAAAGGAGAUAGAAGUAACAUUUGAAAUAUUUGGGAGUCAAGCAAAAAUCUUCAUCACAAAGGGUAACGGUGAUGCUAUUUGUCUCAAGGAAUUCAAAGAAAAGACUAAUGUAAUCUACAUUUCAUGUUCUUACCCACUUGUCUUAGCUAAAACUUCCAGACGUGUUGAAUAGAAGUAGUCAGAGCAGAUAUUGUGUCAAUCUAUUCCUUUUAAUUGAAGAGCUUAAUAUUUUAUAUUUGAUGUAAUAAUUGAUAAAAUAGGAGAUACUUCUGCAUUUUCAUGAUUUGCUUUAUUAUGUGUCUUAUACUUUUAAUUUGCAAAGGACUUGAAUAGACAUUUCUCUAAGAUUACAUGCAAAUGUCCAAAAAAUACAUGAAAAGAUGCUCAACAUAACUAGUCAUUAAUCAUUAGGCAAAUUCAAUCAAAACCACAAUAACACACCCCUUUACCCCCUAUAUUAUACAACACCACAAUAACACACCCCUUUACCCCCUAUAUUAUACAUAUAAAUGUACUGCAAAUUUAUUUUUUGCAAUAAGAGAUUAGUGUUUGCAAGUAUAUGGAUACACUGAAAUCUCAAUACAUUGUUGGGAAGUAAAAAUGGCACGGUGGCUGUGGAAGAGUUUGGCAAUUACUCAGAAACUUCAGUGCCAUUAACAUAUGACCCAGGACCCAACUUUUAAUAAUACACCCAACAUAAUUGAAAAAAAUGUUAAUAUAAAAACCUGUACACAAAUAUUUACAGUAGCAUUAUUAGCCAAAAAGUAGAAACAACCUAUAUAUCUAUAAGCUGUGUCUUGUUCUGUUUUGUGUUGUUACAACAGAAUACCUAACACUGAGUUAGAAAUACAGGUUUAUUUAACUCAUAGUUCUGCAGGCAGGGUACUUCAAGGACAUGUCCCUGGCUUCACGUGAGGACUUUGGUGUUGCCUCAUAACAUGGCAGACAAGGUCAAAGGGAAAACAGACAUGUGCAAAGAGACAAAACCCAACGGGCUUCCCAGCUUUAUAACAACUCACUGUCAUGACUAAUCCAUCUCCCAGAGAACUGAUCCAGUUAUGUAACAGAGAAAACUCAGUAACUGCCGCAAGAAUAGCACCAAGUCAUUCAUGAGGAAUCCAUCCCCAGGACCCAAACAUCUCUUACUGGGCCCCACUUCCCAAUACCACUACAAUGGGGAUCAAAUUUCAACCUGAUUUUUGGUGGAGACAAGCAAACCCUAUCCACACCAUAGCAGCUACUGAAUGGAUAAACAAAAUUAAGUGUAUCUAUACUAGGAAUUAUUAUUUAAUAAAAGGUACCUAUAUGAGAUGAUAGAUAUACUAAUCAGCUUCACUAUAAUAAUUAUUUUGCUGUCUCUAUCCCAUAAUUUCAUGCUGUAAACCUCAAAUAUAUAUAGAAUAAAACUUAUCUUACAAAAAUUCAACUUGAUUGAAUUAAAAAUUGCUAAAUUUAACAAAAUGAUAUGGAAAAUUUUGUAUAGUAAAGAGGAAAAAUAUAAAAAGAAUAAAUUCUCCCAACAACAAACAAACAAAAGUAAAUAAAGUACUCGUACAAUCUGCAGCAUACAUGAACUUUGAAAACAUUAUGCUUAGGUUAGUGAAGAAAGCCAAACACAAAAGGCUACCUAGUAUCUGAUUCCAUUUGUAUGAAUAUCCAGAAUAGGUUAAGUCUAUAGAAAAAAAAAGCAAAUUAGUUGUUAGCAGGGAAUGGAGACUCCAGGCAAUAAUGAGAGACUAACUAAUAGUUAUGAAGUUUCCUUUUGAGGUAAUGGAAAUAUUGUGAAAUUAGAUAGUGGCAAUGGUUGCAUAGCAUAAUGAAUGUAGUGAAAGUCACCCAAUUGUACUUUUUUUUUCAUUUUAUAUAAAAUUAAGGGGUACAACUGCUUUUUGAUACAUGGAUGUAUAUCCAUGUAUAGCCUGGCUGUGGUGAAGUCUGGGCUUGUAGUGCACCCAUCACCAGCAUAGUGUAUAUUGUACCUACUAAGGAAUUUCUCAUUCCUCAUUCCCCUUCCAUCUGCCCAUCCCCCAAAUCUCCAAUAUUUAUCUAUUUCACACUCUAUGCCUAUGUGUACACAUUAGGUAGUUCCCACUUAAAACUGAGAACAUGUGGUAUUUGCUUUUCUGUUUCUGAGUUAUUUCACUUAAAAUACUGGCCUCAUAAUCUAUGCACGUUGCUGCAAAAAACAUUAUUUCAUUUGUUUUCUUGACUGAGGAGUAUUCCAUUGUAUAUCAUAUCACAUUUUCUUUAUCCAGUCAUCUGUUGAUGGACACAGGUUGAUUCCGUAUCUUUCCCUGUGAUAAACAUACUAGUGCCAAUAUUUUUAAGUGUAAUUAUUUUAAAUGCAAUUAUCUUCUUUUGGGUAGAUACCUAGGAUUGGCAUUGCUGGAUGGAAUGGUAGUUCUAGUUUUAGUUUCUUGAAUAUUUCCGUACUGUUUUCCAUAGAGGUUGUACUAACUUACAUUCAAUAUAAAACAAUAUAAAAAACUGCAAAAAUUAUUCUCUACAUGUAUAUUUGUUAUAUAACUUUCUGUAAAUUAAAAGAACACAGAUGUCUGAGAACAGGAAAAUACUUAAGGAAGUGUGUAAAACACAUAAUGUGCCUUUAUUUAAUCAUAAUACUGAACAAUCCUUUUUUGAAUGUGCUUAAUAUAAACAUUAACUGAAAAUGAUAGAAUUUUUGUUUAAAAUUUGAUGUUAUCCAAACGUUUGUCAAAAGCAUAUAUAGCAAUUGUAUAUAAAAGAAAAAGUAUCAGAAGUUACCUCUACAUUAUAGAAUUAGGUUCUAAUUAUCUCUGUGAUGUCCUCAUUUUUAUUUUUACACUUAAUAAAAAUAAACAUUUUUCUUCUAAAUAAAAAUACAUAAAAUUAGA
Gorilla gorilla gorilla (western lowland gorilla) is the source of this 4052-nucleotide messenger RNA. RefSeq names its product olfactory receptor family 56 subfamily B member 2 (gene OR56B2). Gene Ontology annotation, cellular component: plasma membrane. The transcript is spliced from 2 exons. Gene Ontology annotation, molecular function: G protein-coupled receptor activity; olfactory receptor activity. Bases 87 to 1037 code for a protein of 316 amino acids. The record is from RefSeq and is a predicted model, not a curated record. Gene Ontology annotation, biological process: G protein-coupled receptor signaling pathway. NCBI's taxonomy places the organism in Eukaryota, Metazoa, Chordata, Mammalia, Primates, Hominidae.